Molecule: messenger RNA, 776 nt
Organism: Photinus pyralis (common eastern firefly)
Lineage: Eukaryota; Metazoa; Arthropoda; Insecta; Coleoptera; Lampyridae
Gene: Mpv17
Product: protein Mpv17
Exons: 2
Coding region: 68-613 (181 amino acids)
Cellular component (GO): membrane; cytoplasm
Source: RefSeq, a predicted model, not a curated record
CGACCUGCUCAAAUUGAACUACUCAAACAUAACCUUAACAAUUUCGACUUUUAAUCUCCUUUUAAUCAUGACUACAAUCUUAAGACUGUACAAAACCGCUUUAAAAAAGUAUCCUUUAAUAACUUCAUCACUACAAACGAGUGGCCUGACGAUUGCAGGCGAUAUUUUAGCACAAACGGCCGUCGAAGGAAACUCUUUGAAAAAUAUUAACCUACUCCGAACAUCACAGUUUGGGGCAGUGGGCUUAUUUCUAGUUGGGCCUACUUUGACCACAUGGUAUAGAUUUCUGGACAAAUGUUUGGGAAACAAAGGUGCGUCAGCGGUUCUCAAAAAGGUGGCCUUUGAUCAAGGAUUAUUUGCACCAUCUUUUAUUGUGGUUUUUUUAACUUCCCUCGCAAUCGUCCAACAGAAGAACAUCAAGUCGUCCAUUGACGAGUUAAAAAUGAAUUAUAAGGAUAUUUUAAUCACUAAUUACAAAUUAUGGCCUCUAGUACAACUUGGAAACUUCUACAUUGUACCGGUUCAGUAUCAGAUUUUGGUUGUACAAUUUGUAGCCAUCAUCUGGAAUACCUACUUGUCUUGGAAAACUCAAGGAAGCAAGUUUAAAGAAUAAACAGGUAACAGGAAGGUAUGACUGAAAGGAGCGGAUGGUUACAAAGUAUAGCAUAAGCAAACACUGCAUUGGAUAAGUAUUUAAUUUUUAUUAUUAUGAAAUGUAUUAUUCGAGUACCUACCUUCUUUGUAUCGUAACAUUUAAAUAAAGUUAAUGAACAAUU